CUGUGGAAGUUGAAGACGAGGCAUCGGACUUGCCUCUGAUAUGCAAUAUGUCAUUCGGAGUCCAUUUUGACUUAACUAUUUCUCCAUCUGAAGAAACAAGGUUUAUAAACAAACACACAAGGUUCAUUAGACGAAUUUCAAAUGAAUACCAUCGGCCCGUACAAGAGAUCGUUGCGCUCGUAUUGAUUUACUACAAAUUCCAAUGCGAAUCAAAGGGUAACGCGAAGGGAAUGACGAAGAAUCAACUCAGGGAGUUUCUGCACAACACACUGGACCUCACCGAUAUCGACCUGUUAGAGUUUAUAGCCUCGUCACUGGACGCAACAAGAAAUCCGACGCCGAUAUUCCCAAUGGAGCGCUGGGUUCGAUCGAUGCUUCUGUUCUUUUAUGGCAACACCGAGGAUCGGAUUGAUCACUGUUUCAAGGUCUACGACCGCUAUCAAGAGGGUCGCCUAAGCCGAAACAACAUGAUGUCUUUAAUGAAAAAUUCGCUAAUCGUUGACGAGGUGGAAAAAGAGGACAGCGUCAGAGAUUUUGUCGAUCUGCUUACAAAACGGCUGGAUUGGGAUCACGACGGCAUCGUGUCAAGGGAGGAUUUUGUUAACUACGUUCGACACGUACCAUUAGGAUUAGAAACAUUUGGGCAAUGUCUACCUAAUCGCGAGGCCAUAAGAGCCUUCUUGUCGUCUUUCUCUCCUCAUGUACGUAAUGUUAAAUGAACGAUGAUCGGUUGUCAAUAAAAAGCUGCUUCUGUAACUUCUUACU
This is a messenger RNA of Photinus pyralis (common eastern firefly), 765 nucleotides long. RefSeq names its product EF-hand calcium-binding domain-containing protein 1-like. The coding region runs from base 48 to 719 and encodes 223 amino acids. The transcript is spliced from 4 exons. The record is from RefSeq and is a predicted model, not a curated record. NCBI's taxonomy places the organism in Eukaryota, Metazoa, Arthropoda, Insecta, Coleoptera, Lampyridae. Gene Ontology annotation, molecular function: calcium ion binding.